This is a messenger RNA of Paraphaeosphaeria sporulosa, 1669 nucleotides long. RefSeq names its product WD40 repeat-like protein. The record is from RefSeq and is a predicted model, not a curated record. The transcript is spliced from 2 exons. NCBI's taxonomy places the organism in Eukaryota, Fungi, Ascomycota, Dothideomycetes, Pleosporales, Didymosphaeriaceae. Gene Ontology annotation, biological process: mRNA splicing, via spliceosome. Bases 84 to 1460 code for a protein of 458 amino acids. Gene Ontology annotation, cellular component: catalytic step 2 spliceosome. Gene Ontology annotation, molecular function: protein binding; mRNA binding.
GUACAGCACAGUCCAGGAAACGCAGGCGUCUAUUACUUCGCCUUGAAGACCCCCACCUUCUACUUCGUCCCGGAAACUCCUCCAUGGCAGGAUACGGCAAAGGCGCGGGCCGGGUGCCCACCGGCUUUGCGGCCGAAACAUUCAUUAGCGAAUCGAGCUUCCGAGAAGGCCACCGGGCACUGGAACCCGGCGCAAACGGGAAGAAGCGGAAGAGAGAGAACAAGGGCGAUUUGAGCGUUGUGUCGGGCGCCGGUGCGUACAAGGGCCCCUGGGCAAGGUACGAGGAGGAGCGGCCAGAUGCGGCUUCCGACGAGGAAUUCGGCAGCGAUGAGGAGGUCGAGAUUGUAUACGAGGAGGACGAGCUGGAAGACAACCCCACGGCGCCAACGAAGAAGCUGGCAGGCACAGACUACGCGGACACAGAAGCGGCGAGCGAGACGAGCGAGUUCGUGGGCAGCCAGCAGUACGACUACCAGGGCAGGACGUACAUGCAUGUGCCAAAUGAUCUCGACAUCAAAUUGACCGGCGAGCGCGACGACAUCAAGAACUUUCACCCGAAGAAACUCAUUCAUACCUACAAAUACCACACGAAGUCGAUCACACAGGUCCGCUUCUUCCCUGGCAGCGGUCAUCUGCUUCUCUCCGCCUCCGCCGACUCCAAGAUCGCAUUGUGGGACACAUACCAUCAACGAGAGCUUCUGCGGACGUUUUCUGGGCAUACCAAGUCUGUCAACGACAUCGACUUCAAUCCCAGCGGAACACAGUUCGUUUCGGCGAGUUACGAUCGCUACAUGAAGCUGUGGGACACCGAGACUGGGAAAUGCCUCAACAAGUUCACUAGCGGGAAGACCCCCCAUGUGGUGCGAAUCAACCCAAGUUCGCCGCAUGAGUUCCUCGCAGGAAUGGCGGACAAGAAGAUUCUCCAGUACGACACCAGGAGCGGAGAGAUGGUGCAAGAAUACGACCACCACUUGGGCCCAGUCAACACAAUCACCUUCUGCGACGAGGACCGCCGCUUCGUCACCACAUCCGACGACAAGUCUCUCCGCGCCUGGGAAUACGGCAUCCCCGUGCCGAUCAAAUUCAUCGCCGAGCCGUACAUGUUUUCCAUGGUCCGCUCGUCCCCGCAUCCCUCAGGAAAAUACAUCGCCUUCCAGUCCUCCGACAACCAAAUCACCGUCUAUUCCUCGACGGACAAAUUCCGCCAGAACCGCAAGAAGAGCUACCGCGGGCACAACGUGGCGGGCUACGCGCCAGAUGUCGCCAUCAGCCCCGACGGACAGCUCAUCAGCUCCGGCGACAGCGGCGGCUACGUCUGCUUCUGGGACUGGAAGACGUGCAAGAUGUACCACAAGAUCCAGGCGAGCGAUGCGCCCGUCUUGGCGGUGCAGUGGCACCCGCGGGAGACUUCCAAGGUUAUUACGGGCGAUCUUAACGGCGUGCUCAAGUACUGGGAUUAGGUAGAGAAUACGAGCGACGCGAGCCGCGGGAAGGCGGACGCGGGAGGUAGGCGGAGGUUUCAGGGGAGAGGAACGAAAGGAGUAUGGCGGAGGAGUGGAUUGGAAUGAUACCCAUGCUUGUUCACCAGACGCAUCCGCGUCGAUCGAACGCCUGCCACGUCUUGCUUUGCUUUUCUUAGCCUGUGCGAAGUGCGCGUCUCUCAAUGGAG